Anopheles marshallii is the source of this 540-nucleotide messenger RNA. RefSeq names its product cuticle protein CP14.6-like. The transcript is spliced from 2 exons. The record is from RefSeq and is a predicted model, not a curated record. Gene Ontology annotation, molecular function: structural constituent of chitin-based larval cuticle. Gene Ontology annotation, cellular component: chitin-based extracellular matrix. NCBI's taxonomy places the organism in Eukaryota, Metazoa, Arthropoda, Insecta, Diptera, Culicidae. The coding region runs from base 1 to 540 and encodes 179 amino acids.
AUGAUAACAGUAACCGCCUGCAGCAGCAACCAAGAGCAUCGCGCUUUCCAACCCCACAUCGUCGAGCCAACGCAACAAGCCUUGAACAUGUACAAACAAUCGAUUGUCGUGCUUUCGUGCGCCCUGGCACUGGCCUUUGCCGCACCACCGUCCUCGCUGGCCAAACGCUCACCGGCCGGUGGUCCCGAUGCGGAAGCGACCGUCGUGGCGCAGGACCAGAUCAUCAACGAAGGUGGCUCGUACGCGUACAACUACGAGACGAGCAACGGCAUCAAGGCGCGCCAGACGAGCGAUAAUGGAGUCACGGCGAACGGCGAGUACUCGUUUGUAGGACCGGACGGUGCUUCCUACUCGGUCGUGUACGUCGCCGACGAGAACGGAUUCCAGCCGCAGGGUGCUCACCUGCCGACCGAGCCGCCAGCACCCGAGCACGUUAUCAAGCUACUGGAGGAUCUGCGCGCCAAUCCGCCAUCCGAUCCCGAGUUCAGUUUGGCCUCGCUGGAAGCUACCCUGGCCCGGCUGCGCGCCACCCAGGGCUAA